This is a messenger RNA of Botrytis deweyae, 1797 nucleotides long. RefSeq lists its product as uncharacterized. Lineage: Eukaryota; Fungi; Ascomycota; Leotiomycetes; Helotiales; Sclerotiniaceae. Bases 1 to 1797 code for a protein of 598 amino acids. The record is from RefSeq and is a predicted model, not a curated record. The transcript has 3 exons. Gene Ontology annotation, molecular function: protein binding.
AUGGGUUACUCGGAGAUUCCAUGUCAAAUCUGUGGCGUUAGCUUUAACAUAGGACGAGAUCGGACUCCAGAUGAAAUUGAUGACGAAAGUGCUUCCUGGUAUAAUCCAGAUGGAGGGUAUAAGGCGGGGGAUGAAAGUUGUGGUACCGAGUAUGGAUGUUUGUUCUAUCGUACAGCAUUGAUUCCAGAACAGAAUGGAGAGCACAAUAUGCAAAAUAAUCUACCUUUCUAUGAAGAUAACACACCCAUGGUUGAGGAUGACAGUUUGUCGUAUUCCUAUGAAAGUGCAUCGGAUGAUGAGCCUUUGGAGUAUGAUUCAGACUCGGAUGAGAGUUCCUCCAAAGACCAUGUUUUGGAAGCAUCUUCCGCAAUAGAAGAUCACCAAGACGCCCAAAUAGGCAAUGAGAUGGAAAUAGAUGACUACGAGAGUGAUUGCAAUUUCGACUCAGAUGACGACAAAAAGCUAUAUCACGAAUGGUUAUCGAAAUUCGAUCAACACAAGUUACUAAAUCCUCCAAGAGUCGAGAAGAUCAUGAUGACUAAUGAAGAAGCACAAAGUGUGCAGUGGGAGAAUAAAUUUACACAUCUACCAGGCCCCAAAUGCUCAGGAAGCAAAGCAUACAAUGGCAAUUUCAUCACUGCUCAAGAAAUGAGAGGGUGUACCACGGCACAAUGUCUCGUUUACAAGGAUAAUAACUGGAGUCCUAGCCCUGAUGACGAAGACUUUGAACUCGAGGGGGGUGUCUUUCUUUCCGGUCUUGGUGACCAUGUACCUUCACGGGACAUGGGUUACGUCGUAUUAGCGCCAGCCCGUCAUGGACUCGAUAACGAUGUGCUCGCAGAUACUGUGAUUUGGCAAGUGCCUCCAAAUACUCAGGAAGUGGCAAUGCCAUUUCAUCCAACUUGUCUCGAGGUCUAUAAACAUGCAUCACGGCUAAGUUUCAAUCAGACUUCUAUUCAAGAUUUAAUGAAGUGGCGCGAUAAAGAGUCCUGCUACAGAUAUGACACUGAUUUUCCUCGCGAUCGCGCUGUCCGUCACUGCAGUGAGCAAUGGUGGAGCCAUAGUCGCGGCACAGAAUGGCUCGCCGCAAACCCUGUCUUCAUACCAGCUUUGCGCUCUGUCUUUCAAUCAGCAAUAACCAAAAAUUCACAUUUCUCCCUCAGCUCGCCAGCCUUCCCUAUCCGCCCUUCAAAACCUCGGCCCCGACGGUCCCCACGUAAUGAUUCUCGGGAUCCAUUCCUCAAGCUGUCGCAAGAACUUCAAGAUGAGAUUAUAUUGUAUCUUCCAUCUAAAGAUAUUGCCUCCAUUCGUCUCGUAUCCAGGGCUUUUACUCAACUUUCUCAGGGUUUCUUUUAUAAACUUGUUAUUUCUGAAAUGCCUUGGUUGUGGGAAAUAUACGAUCUCACACCUCCAUCUUUCUGGGCUACUGUUUCUGGGGCGGACCUCAAGUCUCGUGAAAAAAGACGAACAGAGCAUAAUGAGCAGUUAGUGGCAUUGCGUUCACUUAUUUGGGAAGAACUUCCCGAGUUGUACGACGAAUGGAAAGCUGCUGAGCCCAUGUUUGAUGAGAAAAUUGAGGGGGCGUUGAAGACGGGGUUUGAGAAUGGGGUUGAUACGAAGAAAUUGGAUUGGUAUCAGUUGUAUUUGGGAAUUACUAAAGGAUUCAAGGAGGGAAGAUUGAAAGGGUUACGAAACAGAGAGAGGAUUUGGAAGGAUGUGGAGGAGAUUAUAAGAAGAAUAAAGAAGUAUGAGGAAACGGGAUGGGCUGUUGCAGAGAGAGGUCAACAAGUGGUCUGA